This is a messenger RNA of Drosophila kikkawai, 5070 nucleotides long. Lineage: Eukaryota; Metazoa; Arthropoda; Insecta; Diptera; Drosophilidae. The record is from RefSeq and is a predicted model, not a curated record.
AUGGAAACUGUUUCGGAUCCUCCAACUUUCGAGCAAUUAGUUAACUUACAGGCAUAUCGGGCCCAAUCCCUUAAAUCGACGCUGCUGAAUUUUAAAAAGGAUUCACAAUCGAGGAAAACGAGAAUUUAUUUAAAGAAGCGGUUGCAACAAGUGGAAGAGCUAAGGAGCGCGUUCCAGGAGACUGAUGCCGUGAUCGUGAAUCUAGAAGGGUUUGCGGAAUCGAGCUAUGCCGUGAAAAAUUUCCAGUCGGAGUUCGAGGAGCGUUAUAUGGACGCCUAUUGUGCCAUCGCAGAGGAUUUGGAUAGACUUGAAGCCGAGACUCCUAAGCUGCAGCCACUGCCAAGUGGAGCCGCUGAUCCGGAGGUGCGACUGAACAUGCCACAGAUGUCAGUUCCCAAGUUUUCCGGUGCGUGUGUGGACUGGCCAGGCUACUAUGACGCUUUCACGAGCCUCAUACAUAACAACAAUAAUUUGAGUAACGUACAGCGGUUACAUUUUCUGAAGGAAUCGUUGCCGGUAGGGCGCGAUAAUGACAUCCGUCAAAUGCAGCUCACGGAGACGAACUACGCCGUGGCAUGGGGAAUGAUGAUUAAAAGGUACAACAAUCCUCGUCUAGUGUUUUCCCACCACAUGAACGCGAUAUACGCGUUGCCCAGGCUGCAAAAGGAUAAUACGGAUUCCAUACGGUCGAUGCUGAGCACGGUCAAUGUUUGCCUGGCUGCAUUCCGCCGCGUCCAAGCCUUGGACGGGGAACGGCAGCACUGGUUGGCGCAUUACAUAGCAGCGAAGUUGCCCAAGGAGACCCACAACGCUUGGGAGCACCACCAAGGGAGCGGUGCCACCGUUCCCACUCAUAAGGAUUUAGAAUCGUUUUUGAAUGAUCGGCUGGUCAUAAUGGAUGCGAUCGAGAACCGAAGCUCGUCGUACGACUCCAAUAAUGGCCCAGGAUCUGCCGACCCAGGCAAGAGAGUGCGAGUGCAUAAUGCACAGGAGCACUCAAGGCGCCCGAGUAGCUCCUGUUAUCACUGUAGCGGUGACCAUAUCCUGCGUCGUUGUGCCGCCUUUCUGGCCUUGGACUGCUAUAAGAGGAAGGACAUAGUCACCAGGGCGAAAUUAUGUAUUAAUUGUCUGAGUAAAGCACAUGCGCUUUCCCGCUGUACCAGCAAUAAGAGCUGCCAAAUUUGUGGCCAGCGCCAUCAUACGCUGUUGCAUUUCCCAGCAUUGGCUCAGGACCGAUCGUCAAGCCAUACACCGCUGCAUCCAGUUCGGUCUGCCGCGACGCAUCCUGAUGCAGCUGGGGAGACCGUACCUCAGCAGGGCCUACAGUCAACGUGGGGCCAGAAUCCGGACGCAUCUUACAGAUGCUAUUCAGCAACUUCGGCGAAUGGGUCCUCCCGAAAUGUGCUCCUCGCCACUGCUCGUAUUGCCGUACGAAACCCGGUCAACGGGCUACGAGCGGUCAUAAAUGCUCUCAUCGAUCAAGGAUCUGAGGCAACCAUAGUUUCGGAGCACGUCGUACAGUCCCUGCAUCUGAGACGCCUUAGCUUCACGCCGCAGCGUUGGAAUCAUAUUCGAGGGCUCCCUCUGGCGGAUCCGAGCUACGCCCGGUCGAAGAGAGUCGAUCUCAUCUUAGGAGCGGACAUGUUGGCGCAAAUCAUGCUGCCAGACACCAGGAUUGGAUUGCCCGGCGAGCCUAUAGCGCAGAAUACACGCUUCGGAUGGAUUCUAUCGGGACGUGCCGAAGGACGACAGAGGGGGGACCUCUGGUGCGAGUCGUUUUUUCAGGAGACCCACGUGCGUCGACCGGAUGGCCGCUAUGUGGUCAGGUUGCCUUUUAAAACCUAUCUCGAUCCGACCAUGGUCUUGGGAAAGUCUCAUCAGAUGGCGCUUAAUCGGUUUCUCCAGAUGGAAAGGCGUCUGUCCAACAAUCCAGACCGUUGGAGCAAAUAUGUGGAUGAGAUUGAGGAAUACUUCGCGCUCGAGCAAAUAGCGCCGGCAAUGGGCAGUGAAAGCAGCACAUUAAGGAGUACGGCCGCGAACAGGCAUGUAGCCUCUUGUGUACUUCCGCAUCACGCUGUCUUUAAGAAGGAAAUUCAGUCAACCAAACAGCGAAUCGUCUUCGAUGCCUCCUCAAGGACUAGCAAUGGAAGAUCUUUAAAUGACAUUUUGUGGACUGGGCCUACUCUUCAAAACGACAUGUCUGCAGUCAUUCUCAACUGGCGGAAAUAUCGUUUUGUUUUCACGGCGGAUAUACAGAAAAUGUAUCGGUGUAUCGAUGUUCACCCGGAAGACGCCCAAUAUCAGCGGAUUUUAUGGCGGGCGGCGGAUGGGUCCAUCAACGUUUAUGCGUUGACAACGCUAACCUUCGGAACGGCUUCGGCACCCUUCAUGGCGAUCAGAGUCAUUCAACAAUUAGCGAAGGAUGAGCGGUGUUCGUUUCCUAAGGCGGAAGAAGUAUUAAGGGACGAGAUCUACGUGGACGACAUUCUUUCCGGUGGGCAUACGAUAGAAGAUGCGGAGGAUAAACGGGCCCAGGUAUCGGGUGCUAUAAAAUCCGCUUGCAUGGAGUUGCGGAAAUGGUCCAGCAACGAAGAGAGCCUUUUGCAAUCGAUUCCGCCAGAGCAUCAAUGCAGUCGGACACCUCUGAACUGGGACGCUGCGGAUCCGAUCAAGGCGUUAGGAAUGUAUUGGCUCCCCAAUAAGGACUGCUUCAAAUUUCAGGUCAAUUUUGAGAUACCACCUACUUUCACUAAGAGGACGAUCCUGUCGAGCAUAGCGAGGCUGUUCGACCCGCUAGGUCUCAUCGCGCCAGUCAUCAUCUCGGGAAAGUUAAUAUUGAAGGAGGUAACCAUGGCUAAGAAAACGCAGGACAACGGCGCUAGGACGGCUCUGGAUUGGGACGACGAGGUUCCUAAGGCUCUUGCGGAAAGGUGGCAAGCAUUUCGGGACGGCUUGCUGGGGAUAGACGGCCUGAGCAUACAGCGGUGGAUUCAUUAUUCCCCAGGAUCCAUAGUAUCAGCUCAGCUGCACGCGUUUUGUGACGGAUCUUCCACGUCCUAUGCAGCUACUACUUAUCUAAGGCUCGAGCACGGGAAUGGAGCGUGCUACGUCUCGCUGUUGGCCGCAAAAUCAAAGGUUACCCCUACUAAACCCCUAACCAUACCAAGAACGGAGCUGAGUGGUGCAGUGCUAGCCGUCAAGUUGGUGAAAUGGCUUACAUCGGCUAGGUGGCUAAAUGACCUUCCCAUCCAGACCUUUUAUUGGACGGAUGCCACGAUUCUUCUUCAUUGGCUGCACGGGGACGUCAAUAGAUGGAAGACGUUCGUUGCCAACAGGGUCGCCUUCAUUCUGGACCACUCGUCGCCAUCGCAAUGGAGACAUGUAGGUACUAACGAGAAUCCAGCGGACUGUGCGACAAGAGGGCUUCCUCCGAGCGAGCUAAAGGAUUUUGAUUUGUGGUGGCGAGGCCCGGAGUGGCUUACACGCAAGCAAGAUGACUGGCCUUCGACGGAGAUCGGGCAGGUCGACAUACACGAUGCCGCGCUGGAGGCAAAGGCGGACAAGGUACGCGUUCACCUGGCAGUUCCGCAACCAUCGUUGGUUGAGAGGUUUUCCAGUUUCAGCCAGGCCAUAAGAGUCACAGCAUUUAUAAUUCGGUUCAAAAGCAAUGCUAUUAGCAAAGGAGAGAGGUAUACCGGUCCCCUAAGCAUUAAGGAGCUCGACUAUGCUUUACUCGCCAUCGUGCGCAUUGUUCAAAGGGAGUCCUUCUCGUCUGAGCUGGCCGCAUUGAUGAAUUCUAAACGGCUGCCCUCCAAAAGCAAGCUUCAGAAGCUAGUAAUACGGUACUCGCAUACUUUGACUCUGCACGGAGGUGCGCAGCUGACCUUGGCCCACGCUCGCCAGCGGUUCUGGAUACUGACAGGGAGGCAAGCAGUUCGAAGGGUGCUGCGGAAGUGCGUGAGGUGCUUUCGCACCCGGCCAACCACCUCGGCUCAGCUCAUGGGAGACCUGCCGCUACACAGGGUCAACCCCCCUAAUCGACCGUUCCUGGCGACGGGAGUUGACUACACAGGCGCUAUAGAGCUGAAGGCAGCGCGCUUGAGAGGAACCAGCUUCUACAAGGGAUACAUAGCCGUUUUCAUUUGUCUGGCGACGAAGGCUGUACACUUGGAGGCAGUGACGGGUCUCACCACGGAGCAUUUCUUGCUGGCUUUAGACCGGUUCACCGGGCGGCGAGGGAUGGUUCAGCAUUUAUACAGUGACAACGGAACCAACUUUAUCGGCGCGGAUAAUCUAAUGAAGGCAUUAUUCGGAAGGCUGCAGGAGGAUUACGAGAAGCUCAUAGCCCCAAAGCUCGCUGCGCAGCGUGCCACUUGGCAUUUCAAUCCACCUCAAUCGCCCAACUUUGGCGGGCUGUGGGAGGCCAAUGUGAAGUCGGUGAAGCACCACCUUAAGAGGGUCAUCGCCGAUCGACGGCUCACCUAUGAGGAGUUAUCUACGGUGCUCAUAAGCAUAGAAGCAUGCCUCAACUCGCGGCCGCUGUGCCCUCUCACAGCCGAUGCUGACGAUCUAGAGGUGCUUACGCCGGCUCAUUUUCUAAUUGGAGACUCCAUGUUGGCGCCUCCGGAGUAUAGGCCGCAGUCCAAGUCCUUCGCAGAGCAGUUUCUUAUCCAGCAGUCAAUGAUUCGCCAUUUCUGGAAGGCUUGGAGUCGAGACUGGCUGGCUCAUCUGCAGCAGAGACCGAAGUGGUGUCAUGAGGCUGAAGGUCUGCAGUUGAACGACCUUGUCAUCAUCAAGGAUGACCGAUUCCCGCCUUCACAGUGGCUGUUAGGACGGGUCGUCGAGUUACACCCAGGGGCGGAUGCAUUCUGCCCCGCCUACUACCCCCAGGAUGGACUGGACACGCGGAGAUGUCUCAUGCUAGGUCUAGCAUUGGCGGGCGGCAUGUUCAGUUUUGCUGCGUGUCCCACUGUGCGGGAGAGUGGCGAUCAGCCGAUCGCUCACUCGUCGCUGGACAGUGCAUACGAUGCGGGAAGAAGAGAAUGGAAGAGAGGUGAAAAGUUAGUCUGA